Molecule: messenger RNA, 3432 nt
Organism: Batrachochytrium dendrobatidis JAM81
Lineage: Eukaryota; Fungi; Chytridiomycota; Chytridiomycetes; Rhizophydiales
Exons: 4
Coding region: 1-3432 (1143 amino acids)
Molecular function (GO): RNA binding
Source: RefSeq, a predicted model, not a curated record
AUGCCCCAACAACAGCCCCGACCACUCAGUAAAACCACCAUUCAUGUAACUAAUUUAUCUUCAGAGGAAAAGGUUGGUCUCAAACUUAUGUUUGAAGCCAUGCCUGGAUUCCGUCGUAUGGCUUUUCAUUCAGACUAUUUGUUCGUCUGCUUCUCGGAUCUGACUUUUGCAACCCAAGCCAUCAACACUAUUCACACCAAGAUGUCGUUGCUUGUGCACUCUUUUCAGCAUCUCGUCAUCUUUGUUGUAUUAGCUAUUUAUCAAGUCUUUCUAUGUUUGGAAGAUAAAGGCAUUACUUGCUGCUGUUCCGCCGCUAUCGGGCGGUUGUUUUGCGCGUGGCUUCGAAAUGUGACACAAAUGCAGGCAUCUCAUGCAAAAAGUGGUAUACUGGGCCACUCCCAGCCAUCCAUUCCUGUUCCUCCUAGCUCGAUUCUGUAUGUUAGCUUAUUUCCUUUUUUAACCGAGGACGAGCUUGCAGGAAUAUUUGGAACCUAUGCGGGUUACGACAGUUGUCGGUUUUUCCCCAACCACGCUCUUGUUCGAUUCAAGAGCGUCCAAGAUGCAACAAAUGCGUUGGAAAGCUUAAACUCGCACACCAAUUUGUUUGCCAAUUUUUCUACAAAAGGCAAUCGAUGUGGAGCAGAGUCGGGCAACUUUAACAAUUCAGUUGCACAUUCAAAAAGCGAGACCAACUCUGCUCUCAACGAACUGUACAUACCAUCGGAUCAAAAUGCUUCAUCUUUGCUCAUACCCAAGUCUGAUGCUCAAUUACAAAGUACCGGAUUGGCUGAUCCUGUGUCGUCCAUGACGGAAUAUGCUGUCUGUCAGAACGACUCAAACGGACAUAUCAAUUCGGCAUCGACUUCAAUAAGAAGUUGUAGCAUAGAUAGUGGCACUACGUCAUCUACGUUAAACCACACUGUCCAAUCUUGCGGUAAUCUCAAAUCCAACACUCUAUCUAAAGGGUUUGGUUCUGGAAAUAUAAACAUUAUAUCACAGCGGUCUCCGAAAUGCACUAUUCAUGUUACGCAGAUUGACAAGGAUAUGGCGGGUCUUUACAAAAUGUUUAAAGCGUUUACUGGAUUUUCCAUGAUUGCAUUUUAUCCAGAUUACUGCUUUGUAUGUUUUAAAGAUAUUCAAACUGCAUCACAUGCUAUUGAAGAAGUACUGUUCAAGACUCGCAUGAAGGCCAGUUUUGCCCGUGCAGACUACACACUGCAUGCCAUCUCCAACUCUUCCAUUGGAGCCGUCAAUUCGAUUGUACGUGUAGCAGACUUUCCCUCGACUUCAACAGACGACGAUCUUUAUGCAUUUUUUUCAUUUUUUGAAGGGUUUAAAGAUGCCCAGUUUUAUCAGGCAUCUUGUUUAGUGUAUUUUUUUGAUACUUUAAGCGCUUCAGCAGCAUUAAAUACCAUCAACAUAACAACCAACUUUACUGCUAUAUUUUCCAAGAAACAAAACCCUAAUCCACCGACUGCCAGUUUUUCAAAUGUGCCAGAUGACAACACAAGCAAGAAGCCAUUUCGCACACGCGGCUCGCGAGGAAAGCGUAAGCCGAGCCGAGUGAAUGGGAGUGCACUAGUGGUUGAUACCGAUAUCACUUUUCAGUCUGACGCACAAGCCAACACUGCCCUUAUAAAGACAUCCUAUGAAUCUAUCCCACAUGUGCAACAGCCGCCUGAGCAGGUCCAGAAAAGCUUGGCUGCUCAAGUCGAAACUUCUCUUUCCAACACUACGCUUAUUAAGCCACCUGCUUUACCGCGCUUACCAUUUCUUGAUCCCGCACCUUCCGCUACCAGUACAGAAACCUACCAGCUAGAUUCUUUUGAUUCUAACAAUCAAGCCAUUUGCGUAACUGGCUCACAAUGUAUAUCAAAUAGUAAAGAGAUUUCAUGCUUGUCAUCUUCUGAUUUUGGCAUUCAGUUGCCUGAAUCUGUUGCUGCCGACUGUGAAAUUUUAGUCGAUCGCGAUGUGGAAAACACUACAACUACUGUUGAUAUCACUUCAUCUGCGCUGACAUCACCCCAUCGUGCAUCUCAAUCUAGUCUGUUUGACCAGCAAAGCACGAGGGACGCACACUCGUCUUCUGUUUUUAAUUCCAAGCCCUGCUCGCCUAGAUUUUCCUCUACACCAUUUCAAACAGCAGUUGCCACUACUUUGUCAUCGGCUUCUGCUGCUCCAGCUGCCGAACCAUCACGAUACCCAAUUUUUGAUGGCCCCCUGUCAUCUUCAAUCUGGGUAGCUCGUGAAAAGCUAGCAAGCGAUUCUUUUUAUCAAACCUCGUUAGGUGCAGUUUCUGCGACCACUGCUGUAUCCAACGGAAGCAGUAAUGCAGACAAUGCCUUUACUGCUACCUUGUCCACAUCUGUAUCAUUUACGGCUUUAUCUGCCAUAAGUUUACCUACAAUUCACUCUUGCGUGAAUUCAUUAUUUCCCAGUCCAUAUCAAGGCCAAAUGUUUGGCCAGUUGCUUCCCCAUCCACCACCGUUGCAGCAGCCCAGCCCACAAACAUUGUACGACACACAGUCUAAAUCUAUUGGUGAUCAAUUUGAACAUUCUACUAAUUCUUUAGCCAUGCCCACUCAACCACUUUCGAUCGAACAGCAAAAUCUGUAUAAUCGACAAUUAUCUCAUCCUUAUCAAAGGAGAUACCAGCACCAGUAUACUCCGUAUCAACACAUGCAUAGCCAACAAAAGCUUAUUCAAUCCAAGUUUUCUGUUCCGCAUCCACUCGUAACCACUUUUGAAACUCAAAUGAGCCACAAUAAAAGCAAUUUAGAUUUGGCAAUCUCGAGCGGAUCGCCUGAUCGAUCCGAUGCAUCCUUGCAAUCUUUUGCCGCAUCGAGUACUAUUGCAAUAUCCAACACAGAAACAGACCCAUUUUUGGUAGCAUUGUAUCCACAAGGUUCACGCCUAUUCAUUCCUACACCAUCAAGCUAUACGAUUGGAAAUAACUCGACAGUUCCACAUACAAGCCAAACUGUAUUGGGGAGUAUGACCAAGACUGUAGAUAUGCCCUGUGGGCAUACACAUCAUUGCACUUGCAUGGACGAGCCUUUGACACGGAGUACUCUAUCAACGAAUGAAGAGCGUGUUACACACUCGUUGGUAUUGGAAGCUCUCCAACAGCAAGUCAACUCGGCACGAACUGUCUUAGAAUCGAUCCAAGCACAGAUCACUGCUUUAACUAAUCUAUAUCCAUCAGCUCACGCAAUCACACCCGAGUCACCUACUGACACAACUACGCGAAACAUACCAUGCGACGAGCCAGUAUCUUUACUAGCCAAGACGUCGCAUGGAGCAGGAUCCAUGUUGGCGGAGAUUCAACAGUUACGAGCAGAGAAUCUGACAUUGAGAGAUGAAUUAAAAUGCCGCAGAGUGGAUGACGAGCAGAUUGGGAUGCUGCAAGGAUUACUCUCAAUGUGUGAAUAA